UUCGGUUAUGCUCUGUUCCCAAAAAAAUGAAAAUGGACUCAAAUGAAGGGUGGAUUGUUUGUCGCGUGUGCCUGAAUAAUCAUGCCGACAGCGAGGACAUGCUCCAGGAUAUAUUCAGCCAAAAUGCCAACACACGUCUGGACCAGAUGCUCCACAUCUGCGCAGGGAUUCCAGUCAGUGCCGAUGACAACUUCCCGGACAAGAUGUGCAGUAAAUGUGUGCGCUGCCUGCGCUUGGCCUUCAAGUUCCGCCAGACCUGCCAAAGAUCGCACCAGCACAUCUCGGACAUGCUGGCCAGGCGCGGCGGCGAAGAGAGUGUCUCUAGUGUCGAGGACUUUGCUACAGAAAAUAUCGUCAAGAUAUUGGAGGAACACACAGAUCAACUAGACAUGUCUAACGUCAAGGUAGAGGAUGAGGAGGAGCCACAGGAAGAGACUGUCAGCUUUAUAGUUACGCCGCACGAAGAUGACGUCGGAGGAGAGGGCGAGGGGCUUGAUGCAAUUGUAUACGAUGUCACUGGGGAGGACGACACGGAGACCAGCGUGGUCUACGAAGACGCACAAACUGUGAUCGAGGAUCCGGAAACGUAUACCGAAUACGAGGAAUAUGAACUGUUGACCAACGAAAACGAAUCCACACCCGUGCACAGUACAGACGACCCAGCAGGAAAAUCCCCCAGAACACGCUCCCGCAACGUCUACCCAGUCGAACCGCCGGACGAUGAUAUGGCCGACGAUAUACUCAGCUCGGACGCCCACAGCGACAUGGUCGACGAUAAACCGAAGACAUUGAAUCGAUCGCGUGCGUCGCGGGCUAAACGUUCAGGCAAACUCGGAUUAAUUGCCUUGGACGGGGCUAACUUCGAGAAGAAGCUGGGACGCAAGCCGCGGGACAAGCUCAGCACGUACAUAUGCGAUGUAUGCGGUAAUAUUUAUCCGACCCAGGCCCGUCUCACCGAGCACAUGAAGUUCCACAGUGGCGUCAAGCCGCACGAAUGCGAAAUCUGUGGACGUGGCUUUGUACAGAAUCAACAGUUGGUGAGGCACAUGAACACGCAUACAGGGAAUCGGCCGUACAAGUGCAACUACUGUCCAGCUGCCUUUGCAGAUCGCUCCACCAAGACCAAACAUCACAGAAUUCACACAAAGGAGCGUCCCUAUGAGUGCGAUGUCUGUGCUAGAACUUUCACUUAUUCGGAUAAUUUAAAGUUUCACAAGAUGAUCCACACAGGCGAGAAACCGCAUGUCUGCGAUCUGUGUGGCAAGGGCUUUGUCAAGGCCUACAAAAUGCGCCUCCAUCGGGUGACGCACGAGAAGCGCGGCCCCUGGAAGUCUUUAGAAACGGAUACGGAAAAUACUGCAGAAUCACAUGGCAUUAAAGAUGAAGUUCCCGAGUUUCUCAGUUAGUCAUAGUUUUACA
This is a messenger RNA of Drosophila persimilis, 1419 nucleotides long. Its product is annotated as zinc finger protein 3. Bases 27 to 1406 code for a protein of 459 amino acids. Gene Ontology annotation, molecular function: zinc ion binding. The transcript is spliced from 5 exons. Gene Ontology annotation, cellular component: nucleus. Lineage: Eukaryota; Metazoa; Arthropoda; Insecta; Diptera; Drosophilidae. The record is from RefSeq and is a predicted model, not a curated record.